Molecule: messenger RNA, 1628 nt
Organism: Hymenoscyphus albidus
Lineage: Eukaryota; Fungi; Ascomycota; Leotiomycetes; Helotiales; Helotiaceae
Source: the annotation of a GenBank genome assembly
AUGAAAAUUCCGAACAGAUUAGGUCGAAAAUGUGUUUACGAUACUCAGAUAUCGCAAUCCUUGGCAUCACCUCCCUCUGCUGGACCUUCGCGGACAAGGUCUGCUGAACCUUCCGGUUCCUCUUCGAAAGUCCCAGUAUUUUCCGAGGCCUUCCUGAGAACAGCUAUCAUACAACAGUUGUCUGGAAAAACCAUGAAAGACAUUCUUGCUUCAUAUCAAGAAGGUAUCCAUAACUGGUUCCCCAUAGUCUCAUCGUCCCAUCUCGAUGUUCGUCUGCCUCACAAUUGGGAAGAGUCCACAUCUGAAGUGACCCUACUUCUUGCGUCCAUGGCUCUCGCAACAACUAUGCCUUUAUCUUCCAUCUCGCAAGUCUGGAAAGAAUCACAAGGUGUAUAUUAUCUGUGCAAAUCAUUAUUGGGCUUCCUUGAUGCUCUUGACAAGAACUCCUUGGAUUUGUUACAAGCGAGAGUUUUACUAGUUGUAUUUGAGAUGGGUCAUGGACUUUAUCCGACGUCGUACAUCUCAAUAGGUGGCUUGGUCAGAGCAGCAGAUGCACUUGGGGUCUACCCAGACCCAAAAGCUCAGUCCUUGCGUGGGCAAUCCAGAGAGGAGUAUGUGUUGGAGCUGAAACGUCUCUGGCAAGGUAUUUUGAUUUUAGAUAGGUACCAUUGUUGUUCCCUGUUUGUGAAAGAAUCCUCACAUUUGCAUAGGAUUAUCGCCAUCGAAAAUUCCGACUGGUCGCCAGUGACCAAGUGCCGUUCAUUCGCACAACUCAAUACUCUUCAAGUUCCACAGGAUAGUCUUUCACCAGACCCAAGUUUCUCAAUAUUUGAUAAGACAUUUGCAGCUUCCAACUUCCUAGAAAAAGUUCAAAAUAACAUCAGUCCCCAAGAUCAACAAGCCAAGAACAAUAAAAAAUUUACAAUUGAAGAAAUCUCUCUCAUAACCCAAAGAACCAUGGUGACUGAGCAAGACGGUUCUGUGGAACUUUACGAUGGAAGCCGGGCUAUUAUUACCAGGUCAUCCUCCUUUCACAAGCCUAUGAAACACAGCAGAAUUUCUGACAAGAUCCUUUGUAGUGCGCUGCUGGAUCUCUAUGAACGCGGCAUCAAAGUGCCGCCAGAUGAAGAGUCCAAUAAUGUACCGGCACAGAAGUUAGCACAAAUAUAUCUCGAUAACCUACUACAAAAAACAACAAUUUUCAUUGGUUCUCUGACCGCUGCAGAAGGCACGAGAAACCUACAUGUUGUCUCGCCGUUUGUUUUGCAUAUGCUUUAUAGAUCAGCUUCGAUAUUCACGGAGAGGAUAAGGGUUGGUGAUUCUUCGAAAGCAAGUUUGGACUCUUUGCGGGUUCUCCGGAAAAUGCUGAAAAGUCUCAGUGAGAGAUGGCUGGCUGCUGGUAAGUCCUUAGCCAAGUAAAGUAUAGCACCAGACUCGUACUAAUUAAAGGAAAGAUCGUUAUUUGAAAUUGUUAGAUGAAGAUACCACUUUGAGAAUGGCAAGAGCUUUGGAAUUAGAAGAAUAGUAGUUUGUGGUUUGCUCGCCAACGAAUACAAAAGUAAUCUUUUCCCUCGGAAUAACAAUUCUAAUCGAUCACCGGUAGUGGAAUAGGGAAAGUGAAUCCAAAU